Dermochelys coriacea (leatherback sea turtle) is the source of this 5690-nucleotide messenger RNA. It is a transcript of the gene SH2D3A, whose product is annotated as SH2 domain containing 3A. The transcript has 12 exons. Gene Ontology annotation, biological process: positive regulation of peptidyl-serine phosphorylation; small GTPase-mediated signal transduction. The record is from RefSeq and is a predicted model, not a curated record. Bases 667 to 2661 code for a protein of 664 amino acids. Lineage: Eukaryota; Metazoa; Chordata; Testudines; Dermochelyidae. Gene Ontology annotation, molecular function: guanyl-nucleotide exchange factor activity; phosphotyrosine residue binding.
CGCAACUCCCCCGGCUCCGGCGCCCCUGCCUGGUCCCGGGCUCCGCUGCUCCCGGGGGUGGGUCCGGGCCCUGGGCGGAGCCGCUGCCGGGCGCUGGAAUGUGCGGAAUGGGGAGAGCGGAGAGCCCGGGGCUGGCGGGGACCUGCCGGGGCUGGAGGGAGCCGGAGCCGCGCACGGGACCCUCAAGCGCAGCGCUGCGCCCCAACCGCUCAGGAGGAAGCAUCUCUGCGGGGGGUUGACGUGAGCCCUGGAGGGUGGAGACCCAGUGGUGAAUGGUCCUAGAGGGUUGGAUGCCCUGUCAGACUGGGAAUCCCCUCACAUGAGGCCCCGGAGUUGCCUGAGCGCAGACUCGUAUCGAACGGCCCCGUCCCCUGUGCUGAGGACUCUUGCACGCCAGCCGGUUGGAGCUGCACCACGGGGCCUGCUCGCUGGGCUGGAACUCUUCCGGCCUGCCGGGGUCACGGGGUGCUGGCAGGCUCCCAGUGCCGCUGACUCAGAGCCCAGGCAUCCCAAGGUGUGUUUGGCGUCUGAUAACCUGCCUAGGCAAGGAGCUGCGUGAACCGGAAGGAACCGCCCUGAGCAGACAGUCCGGAGGAACCACCACUGGGACAGGAGGAUCUGAUCCCGAGGACUAGACUCCUCCGGAUCCAGGAGGCCUGAGCAGACAUGACCAUGGAGCUCGCCAAGGAAAAGCUCAGGAAGGAGCUGGAGGAGGAGCUGAAGCUCAGCAUGGACGAGCUGCGGAGCCACGCGUGGUACCACGGCUGCCUGCCGCGGGAGGAGGCCAAGUCCCUGCUGGGGGAGGACGGGGAUUUCCUGAUCCGGGACUCAGGCUCCAGCCAGGGGGACUAUGUGCUGUCCUGCCGCUGGCGGGGCGAGACCCUGCACUUCAAGAUCAUCCGGGUGGUGCUGCGCCCUCGCCUGGGCUACUCCCGCACCCUCUUCCAGUUUGAGCAGGACCAGUUUGACAACGUGCCGGCCCUGGUGCGCUUCUACGUGGGCAACUCCAAGCCCGUCUCAGAGACCUCGGGCGCCGUGGUCUCUCGGCCCGUCAACCGGGACGUGCCGCUGCGCUGGCUGCAAGAGCGCUACGGGGCCACCGGCCAGCCCCGUCUGGAUGAGCAGGAGCUGGCCAAGGGGGGAGCGGCUCCUGCUCACAGACUCGGCAUCCACAGACUCACCGCUGGGGAGAUGCUGGCAGAGGGGAACAUGCUCCGGGUGAAAGACAGGAGCGGGAGCCAGCCCACCGGGCUGGAUCAGCUGGGACGGCUCCCCCCGCUCUACACGGCGCAGUCAGACAGUAACCUGCGGACAGGCAGCCCGGAAGCUCCAGCCGGCACCCAGGAACGGAGCGAGCUCCCGCCCCCCUCGCCCCUCUUCCGCACUGGCAGCGACCCCAUGCUGCAGCCCACCGCCUCCCGGUCCCUGGACCCCGAGGGGGGUGCAGCCCUGAGAGGCUCAGAGGGGCAGCUGCACUCCAAGGCUCCCCCUAAGCCCCUGCGGGUCCCUUCCAUGCUGGUGGCCGACGCCUCCCAGGAGCAGCCCAGCACCUACUGCGAGCUGGUGCCCAAAGCCCCGGCUGGCCUGCGGAGCCACGUGGCUCGGCUACACACCGAGGAGAAGUGGCGUGGCCGGGCCCGGGUCACGGACACGGCCUUCGGCUUCCUCGAGGACGAGGAGGUGCCGCUCCCCCAGCCACGCCACUACGAGGAGGAGAUGGGGGACUUUGUGCGCCCCCUACUGGAGACAGCCUCCUCCUUCCAGCCCCACAGCUUCCCCUCGCUCCUCCUGCCCCCCGACAACAAGCCCCUGGAGCCCAGUGCCCUCAAACGGCUCAAGGACCUCUUCACCCGGCAUGACUGCCGGACCAUGGCCCUGCAUGUCCUCUACAUGGACUGUCUGGUUGGCAGGAUCACCAGGGUGCCCAGGGAGCAGCAGCAAGCGAUGGGGGUAAGCUCGGGUCUGGAGCUGAUCACCCUGCCUCACGGGCACCAGCUGCGCCUGGACCUGUUGGAAAGGCACCAUCUCAUUGCCCUGGGCAUCGCGGUGGACAUCCUGGGCUGUACAGGGGGUGUGGAGGAGCGAGCUGCCACCCUGCACAAGAUCGUCCAGCUGGCCAUGGAGCUAAAGGGCUUGGCCGGGGACCUGUUUGCUCUGUCGGCCGUGAUGAAGGGCCUGCAGCUGCCCCAGAUUGCGCGGCUGGAUCAGACGUGGCAGAAGCUGCGGCAGAGCCACACCGAGAGCGCCAUCGCCUUCGAGAAGGACCUCAAGCCCUUCGUGAAACGUCUCAACCGGGGGGAAGGGAACUCCUCCCCCGGAGAAGUUGCCGUCCCUCACCUCCUGCCUCUCAUCAGUCUCAUGGAAGGGGAGCAGCUCUGGGAUGACCAUGAGGAGAGCUGCGACCUCCUCUUACGGACGCUGGAGUCCGCCCGCUCCAUCGCCACCAGCGCCGGGGCCUACAAAGCCACUGCAGAGGCCAAGCUCCAAGGAUUCCAAGCCACGCCGGAGCUCCUUGAAGCUUUCCAAACCGAGUUCGCGCUCCGCUUAUUCUGGGGCAGCAAAGGAGCGGCCGCGGACCGGGCCGAGCGCUACAGGAAAUUUGACGCCAUCCUCACGGUGCUGUCCCAGAAACUAGAACCAGUGAGGAAAAUGGAGCCCUGAGCUUCCUCCACCGCCAUGGCACGGCCCACGAACAAUGGCUUGCAGAGCCAAGACAGGAUGAAGGAGCGAGAGCGCCCCACUGCCUGGAGAUCUCGCCGCUAGCCUGGCCACCAGUGCCGGUAGCAGGAUGGGGGCAGGGGAACUAGCCCAAGCACAAAAGCCUUCUGGGCCACACCGGUGCAGAGGAUGGGGGAAUACAGAGAUUUCAGCGGCUUGCGCCCGUGCAAUAUUCUACCAGCGCCCCGCUGCUGGAGGCGGCUGCUCCGUGUACAGAACCUUGCGGGAGCGAGAAGGAUUGGUAGACCCAUUGCACCCACGAGCCUACGGCUUUUUAAAUGCAAAAUGCCACUGCAGCUGUAGCUUCCCCCGUCUCUUUGCCAGCGUGGGAGGGUGUGAGAUGGUGAAAGGGAGCAAAGGGGAUUCCCCCUCCCAGCAAAGUUGUGGGGGUAGCUGUAGCAACAGCAAUAAACCAAAGCCUUCCAGCUAGUUUUGAUAACUGCUGCAAAGGGUUGCUCCAGGCACUGGGGUGCCUGCAGUUAUGCAUGGGAGGCGAUGUGGGGCUCUGGCAUCGAGGGCUAAGUUGCAGCCUGCGGCAAGUUGGAGUGGUGCAGGAGGAGCAGGGCUAGAACUCUCAGCCUGGGGCUUGAGGGCUGUUGCCUUUCCCAGGACAGGGCAGGGUGGUAGACAACCAUUAGGCCCCUUCACCCCCCCUUCAGGGGGAUCCACGCCCUGCCCCCUUAGAAUGACCACUGGAGGCUUAAAGGAAGUUAAAAAUCUCUGCCUCUGCCCCUGCCCCCUUCUCCCCUGAAAUGAAGCAGUUUUGUGCUGUCCUCAAUGCAUUAGGGGAGCUCCAGAGGUGAAGAAUUGCCUAAUGGUUACAGCAGGAGACACCAGGGUUCUGCAGCCAGUUCUGGCAGGAAGCACGCAGCAGCAGCAGGAUCAGAAGGGAUGAAGACCCAGGAGAGGCUGGCCAGGAGUUAGACUAGGUCGCUCAUAGUGUCCCCACCCCAAGCCCAACACUCUCCUCAGCCGAGGGCAGUGGGGAAGUGAAACCUGCCAAUGCACCACAGAGGGGAACAGUCUGAGCCAGGCUGUGGUGUCCCACCCGCGUCUAUGGUCAUGUGAGGGGAACUAGCUUGAGUUGGUGCCUGUCCAAUGCCCCAAGGGGAGCUGGCCAGGAGGGAUAUGCCCAUGAGAGCCUAAGCUAGGAAUUUAAACGAGAGUAGUUACAAGGGGGCUUAGCCCUGUGUGGAUGCUCUGAGCUCAGGCUAAGCCCUUGUCUAUUGGGGCAGCCAUACCACACUAAGUGAGGGUGUGAAUUUAAGGCCCCUGCUCUGAGUAAGCCAAUGCCCACUCCAACUCAGCUAAACUGCUGUUCCAUUCCUGGGGUCCCCCUCUUCCCCCCAUCCACUGUGGAGUAAGAAAGGGGGUGGCUAGAGACAGCACAAGCGUGACUGGGCCCCUGCUCUACUCUAGCAGAAAUUAGCAAUUUAAAUGUUGUCUCUAACACCCUAUUGAGAACUUCCCAAUGGAAGUAAAAGUACCAUGGCCCUGAUGGGGAAACUGAGACAGGCCUAUGGUCACACAGCAAAAUCAAUGGAAGGCAAAGAUAGGACUCCUUACCUACUUGAACCCAUGCCCCUCCCACAGCUGAGAAUAGAAGCCAGGAGUCCUGACUCCCAGUCCCCCCUCCUCCCCCCGGGCCUAGCCCUGCUAAUAGAACCCAGGAGUCCUGAUGGCCAAUCCCCCCUACUCUAAACCCACUAGCACCCUGUGAGGCCACCUGUGUUACAGUCUGCCACUGUGCAGCUGGGGGGUUGUCACUGCCUCUGUGCCUCAGUUUCCCCAAGUGAAAAACAGGGAUAAUCGUUCCUUAGCUCUGUCCUCACUGCAAAACCAGGAUGCAUUUCUACUGCCGGGUAGCCGUAGGAGGGUUGUACAUCGCAUUAGCAGACAGGGUAAUUGACCGCGCCCGAGGUAAUCCAGAACAACCCUCCAAAGCUGGGGCUGGCCUCAACUAGCUCCAUAACAUUUAAAAGCUUCCCAGACCACAUUCCCAUCCAGGCUCUCCAGCACAUGAGCAAAAAAGAAGUGCCCUUAACUCGUUAGCCAACACACUGGCACAAGGCGGAGUUCCAGGGAGAAGCGGGCGUAGCCUCAAGGAAACCUUAAGCCCCUCCAGAGUUUGUAGCUGGACCUGCUAGCGCCUGUCAACACUACACCCUGCCUCGGCCACACGAGAGCGUCCUCACCUGUAUUAGAAUCCCUCAGGGUUUGUCUUCGCAGUACAGCUGCUGGGAUAAGUCACUAUAACUACAUUGCUCAGGGGUGUGGAUUUUUCACACCCCCUAUAUCAACAGAAGGGGUGUGGUAUAGACCUCACGUUAGUGAGGACGAGGACCAGAUGUCUGGCCCCCAGGCCACCACAAUGGGGCCCUGCUCUCCUGCUGGGGGGGGGGGGGGGCUUCAUGACGGUAACAUACACAACUAGCCGCACCCCUCUCCCUAAGAGCAGGGUGGUCUAGGUGGCGCCGGAAUACGGACGAACGGCUCUGCUCCCCUCCCACGGCCGAAAUAAACCAAGGCCACAGAGUCUGUAUUGUUUUUAUAAACGUCUUAAAAACUGCACUGGGGGGGGGGGGAGGGGGGAGAGAGAGAAAUCAACUAUUUACAUAAAGUGUAAAAGGCACCAGGUUGCAGCGGAAAUACAUUCUAUGGCUCAGGCGCCACGGGCUCUGGCACAGCGACCCCCCCCCCCCCGCAGACCCACUUCUCAGAACUGGAGGGGAGACAGGAUCUGCCCCUUCCCUCCCCCAUAGGGUGAACAGACGCCAAGACAACUGGGACAUUUACACUUAUGUUACGGGUUAACUGAGGCAUAGGCUAAAACGAGCAGUAAUUGGUCACUGUAUAAAAGGCUAAUAUAUUAGAGUCCUCUAAAAAAAAAAAUUAUUACACACAAGGGGUGGGCUGCAGUGUGGACCCCUGGGCUCCCACCAACAAGAUCAGCCUCCCCCGCCCCCCAGGGG